Molecule: messenger RNA, 1786 nt
Organism: Eucalyptus grandis
Lineage: Eukaryota; Viridiplantae; Streptophyta; Magnoliopsida; Myrtales; Myrtaceae
Exons: 2
Coding region: 1004-1555 (183 amino acids)
Biological process (GO): defense response
Source: RefSeq, a predicted model, not a curated record
UCAGCUUAGAUGAGAUGCAUAAAAAUGAUUGUGUUGGAGGAACUUCAGUAGAGUUAUGCUCAAUUACCUAUCUAGUCUGUCAGCUAGACAUUAGUUACAACAUCUCAACUAACAAGGCAUAUGAUUGAUUCGCAGGCAAAUGCAAAGCACGUAUUUUGGAAAAUGGCGUUAUCAUCUGGAACUUACAGUAACUCUGUAUAUAUCUUCACUUCGUUUUGCCUCUCUACUAAAGUUGCGUUCUCCUAAACUUGAGUACCUUUAUGGGAGCUUGAAGACAGUCAAGUAUUGCAAAUAAUUAGCUUAUUGGACACAGAAGUAAACGAUGUACGAAUUGUUGGAAUCCAUGUGAGAAAUGGCAUUGGAUAGACUGCCCUUGCCAAUAUUGUAUAUAAACAAAUCUCCCUUGAAUUUGGCACUUGCAGUUUUCUUGCAGCGAUUGAAGAAACGUUGCAGCAACCUGGUGAUUUUCAGUGUCUUCAAACUAAGAUGAUCUUUGAUAUUCUGAAAAGGGAUCUUGAAGUUGCUUCUGCUUUCAAAGGAGUACGAUUCUUGAAAGAAAUAUUGAGGAAUAUGAAACUUCUCCUUGUUCUCGAUGAUUUGGAAAAUGGUUCCCUCCUCAAAGAGUUUGUAGGAGCUAAGCUUGAUUGGUUUAGGUAGAAUAGUUGUCACCUCAAAACAAAGAAGCAUUCUUCAAGGCUUUGUUGAUUGAGGGGUGGCUCGUACUUAUGAUGUUAGUCCAAUGGAUGAUAAUCAAGCUUUAGACCUUUUCUGGCAAUAUGCAAUGGGAAUGAGUUACAAUCUACAUGCAUAUGUUGAAAUUGCAAACAAAAUAGUCAAGGCUACGGAAGGACUUCCACUACUUGUCAAAGUUUUUGGUUCUUUUUUGCAUGGUAAAGGACAAGAAGAAUGGAUUAAAUUCAUAGAUCUCGUACAACAAUUUCAGGAAGAUUACUAAAAGAUUCUGAGCAUAGUUUAUGAAGCAUUAGAUCAAAAGCAAAAGCAGAUGUAUCUUGAUAUUGCAUGUUUUCUUCCGGAUGUGGAUUGUAGGAUUGCCUCAUAUAUGUGGCAUGAUGAUGAUUGUCCUCAUGAUGGAAUCGAGGUCCUUCGUUGUAUGUCCCUAAUAGAAAUGGAAGAAAAUAAAAUAGGCGUGCACGGCAUGCUAAGGUGCCUUGCCAGGAAGAUUAUUUACGAAGGUUUCCAUGAUCCAAGAAGACGUGUUAGAUUGUACAUUCCUGCCAUAGCCCACGACACGAAGAAGAGGAAAAGGGGAACAGACCACUUUAACAGUACUAUGGCAGGCUUUGAGAUCCUACCAAGCACGGCAUUUCUCAGCUUGGGUCGUGCCAAUAUUUGUGGAAAACUCACAGAUGCCUUAAUGAACGUUCGGUGGCUUCACUGGCAAGGGUGCCCUCGAGAUUUUGAAGCAAUCGGCAUUCAUUUGGAGAACCUAGUUAUUCUUGAUCUUUCGUGGAGUAAGGUUACAGAAUCCUGGGGAGGUUGGAAAGGAAUUAAGGUGGUUUAUAGUUCAUUUUUUGUUACUUUUGUUUUGGCUUGAGUACAUUGAGAGUUCUACGCCAUCCAAGUUUUUUCCCUUUUUAUGCAGAUGAGGCAUUUGAAAGUCUUGAAUCUCACAGGUUGUAUGGACUUACUAGUUACCCCCAGCUUCUCUUGUUACCCAAAUUUGGAGAUACUGAUUCUUGAGCGGUGUUCUCGAUUGGUUCAUUUAGAUCCUUCGAUUGGUGAUCUAAAGCUCUUGGUUACCUUGAAUUUGGACUUUUGCUCCGAA